Molecule: messenger RNA, 2299 nt
Organism: Rhopilema esculentum
Lineage: Eukaryota; Metazoa; Cnidaria; Scyphozoa; Rhizostomeae; Rhizostomatidae
Source: RefSeq, a predicted model, not a curated record
GCCAUUGUUUUUCUUUCAUAUUUUAGGGUCCAGAUUACAAAUUUCAAAAUACCUUUUCGUCCGUUGAUAAUUAGUCUCCCUUUUUUUCAUGAAGACAAAUGCUUGUUUUUGCCACUCUCACGUGGCAUCGUGAAAUAUUUAUUCUGUAUUUGGCUUUUUGGCCAUUCUAUUUAUGCUGCUAUUUUAACGAAUUUUGAACCAAGAAAACUUUGUACCAAGAAACCUAUCGGACCGUUAUAUAUUUGUUUUUCCUUGCAGAGAAAAGAGCAAAAAAGCUGCAAAUCAUUGAAACUAUGAAAAAGAAGCAUCCAAGCCUAAUGGUCGUUCCAAAAGAUGAUCUUCUGUGUAUUAUUAUUGACAUAUACAAACAAGCUUGUGAUCGGCUACCCUUACCAAAAGAAGUUGUAAUUUGCAACAGCACUACAUCCCAUGAAAAGAUCGAGCUUUUGCUUCGAAGAGCACUUUUGGACCCAGACAGUAUCUAUACUGUGGCUUUUAUCGACGAGUUAGAUUACAAUGUCAGCGAACAGGCAUUCAAAACAUUAACUCUACUUUUGCAAGAACGCGUUGAAAAAGUCAUGGGAGAUGCUAACUACAACCUAUUGCUAAUGUGUGCAAGCGAGAAGGAAGAUGGAUCGUAUCUUGCAUCUGCAUGGGACGAGUACCAUAUUGUUGCCCAUCGCUGUCCGAGUCAAGAAGAAACAAGAAAAUUUUUGUUUAGUCAGUUUAAGUACGUGUCAGCGACUUCCGGGACAGAUUCUCCGUACGCUGCUGCUGCAGAUGAAGAUAGGUAAACGACUUUAUUGAAUCCAUGACUUUGCUCCUUUGUGACACAGAAUUGCCAUGUGAGUUCUUAAUAGUAAUAAAGUUCCUUGAGUGAGACCGUCAAAAUAUGCGCCGACGCUUUGUACCGGAGCGAGCUUAAUAGCCCACCAUUCCCAGAGGAAGUAUUCAUUGAACUGAUGGAAACUGCAACACGUUCAGUUGAAUUCGGUUUUAACAAUGAAAUGUACCAACAAAAGGAUGGUGUCGCUAUGGGUAGCCCUCUGGGACCUGCCUUGGCCAAUAUCUUUGUUGGCUUUCAUGAAGAGCGUUUGUUCGACUACGACCAAAAGCCAGGUGUCUAUUUUCGGUAUGUGGAUGACACAUAUGCCAUUUUCAAAACAGAGGCUGAGUGUGAUAUUUUUCUAAAACACCUAAAUAGCCUACACCCAGCCCUCCAGUUUACGUUUGAAAAGGAAGAAAAUGAUUCCUUACCAUUUUUAGAUGUUUUGGUUGAAAAGUCUAACACUGGAUUUCUUACCAGUGUAUAUCGCAAGCCUACUUUUACCGGUCAGUACAUACGCUGGAAUUCAUUUUGCCCAAAACAACGCAAAGUCAACCUUGUCAAAACAUUAGUACAUAGGGCACUUAUGAUCUGCUCGAAAUCUAAACUGCACGCUGAACUGGAAAAACUCAAAACGAUCUUCUUGGACAACGGCUAUCCUGAAGACGUCAUUUUAUCUUAUACUAAGGAGAAGAUCGCAAGUUUUUCGGCUGUUCAAAAGUUUGGUCCGCAAAAGUGCCCAGUUUAUUUGAAACUACCAUGGAUUGGUAACACUUCCUUGCGAUUCGAGAGUCAGAUUAGGCAAGCCAUAACCAAUUGUUUCUUUGCUGUCAAUCCUCGGAUUGUUUACAGCAUUAGGAGAGCCCUUCCAUCCAUUCAAAAGGAUUGCGUUCCUACCAAACAAAAAAGUUCCGUCAUUUAUGAAUUUACGUGCCAGUGUGAUUCUGGCUACGUAGGACGCACAACCCAAAGAUUGGGGGAUAGGAUAAAACAGCAUGUUCCUUCCAACAUACGAAACAAAACUGCCCCUCAAAGAGAACAGCCUCCUCGAUCUUGUAGGUCUAGAAACACUGUUAAAACAAGUGAUUCUGCCAUUGGUCAACACCUUUUAGACAACCCAGAUUGUGCAAAACUCUAUAAUGACGACAUGUUUCGGAUAAUUGGCAGAGCCCGGUCGUCCUUCCAUCUAGCAGUUUUGGAUUCAAUCUACAUAAAAACGAAAAAGCCGCCAUUGUGUAGACAAAAGGAGUUCGUUUUCUCUCUUGGACUCCAUUGGUAAUUUUUCUUUAGGCUCGCGGCACUGAUUGGUCAACUAUACCGGUCUUGUGCUUGCGUUUUUCUGAUUGGCCUAUUUUGAUCCACAACUGGGUAUAUAUUUUUCCAUCGUGUUUUUCGGAACCUAUUCUGACGUUUUAUGCUCUGAGGAGUGUCAGACGAAAAAGCUUUAAGUAUGUUGUAAAAUGUUUGCUUUUU